Beta vulgaris subsp. vulgaris (sugar beet) is the source of this 978-nucleotide messenger RNA. RefSeq lists its product as hypothetical. The transcript has 2 exons. The record is from RefSeq and is a predicted model, not a curated record. Bases 173 to 538 code for a protein of 121 amino acids. Lineage: Eukaryota; Viridiplantae; Streptophyta; Magnoliopsida; Caryophyllales; Amaranthaceae.
GUUAAAAAGAGGAAAAAGAAUCCCUUAAAACUUUGGGUUAAACUAAAAAACAUGCCUUAAAUUUGAACCUACGACUGCAAGCAACUCUUUUUGAAUUGGCAUUGCAAUUUGCAGUGGUUAGAAAAAAAGGCAGAGAAUUACAGUUGAUGAAUUGAAUUGAAGGAGUACAAAAAUGGUGUUUAGGACGGCAAUUAGGUUAAUGACAGCCAAGAAACCAAAGCCAAAAAUGAAGCCAAUUGAGCUCAAAUCACAACAACCGGAGCAAACUCAGACUAUUACUCGCACCAUCUUCGACAUUCUGAAGGAGCAUGGACCUCUCACCAUCGCUCAAACUUGGGAAAGACUUCAGGAAGUUGGUUUGAAGGAACUGACAAGCAAAUCACAGAUGAAAACAGUUAUGAGAUGGAUGAGACAGAGGCAGAAACUUAAAUUGUUCUGUAACCAUGUUGGACCUCAUAAGCAAUUUUUGUAUUCCACGUGGUUCACAAAGGAAAACAUCAAGCCAGCUAAACCCAGAAGUCAUGCUUCAAAUGAUUAAGAUAGGAAGUGUGAAGUGUCAAAAGUGUUUUGCAGUUCUUGAACUUGAUUAGUUACUGGAAAACGACUCGUGGCAAGCCAGCUUUAGUGCUUGUUCUAUGGAAGUGAGCUUAAGCUGAUCAUGGCUUUGGAAGAAGUACUUGUGAUGUUUCUAGAAAGUAAGCUUGGUUUUCUUGUGAUAUGCGGUUCGUGUGAUGAGGUCUUGCUCGCGAGAGUUUGUGAAUAUAUUUAGCAACUUUGCUGGAAGUUUUGUUGUCAUAUUUGGCACUAUGAAGCCAAUGCUUAGUUGUAUCAGGAUACCGUUCUUUUCACAUGAAAUGUAGUUAUAUAAUGUUGUUUUAGUUAUGAAUUGAACAGGGGUGACCUUAUCAUAACUUCUGUAAUUGAAAUUUCCAUGAUUUCAUUUUUCCUUGGAACCUUUCUUUCAAGGUGGAAGUACAA